CUGAAAGGUGAGGGUUCAUGAAAGGUCAGCCUCCAAGUGUCGUCCCUACAAGCAUGGUCUUCGCAAAGUCUACCACAAUGCUGACGAAAUCCACGUACCUUGUGUUCCUAAUUAUGUUUGCUAACAGUGCUGAUGGUUCGUGUGUGGCGUCACCCCAUCUCAUGGCGGCAGAACUGAACGGUGCUCUAGACAACUACUGUACUGAUAUGGACGAACAGUCUUCGACUCUGACGUGCACAGAACAACAACGGCAAAACCCGUUCCGCUCCAUUGACGGCACUUGCAAUAAUCUGGAGAACCCGUAUUUUGGAGCCUCUCGUGUCAAGCUGAACCGUCUGCUGGAGCCUGUCUACGACGAUGGUGUGAACUCGCCCCGACGAGGGGUCAGCGGUCUGCCAUUGAGGAGUGCCCGUGACAUCAGCCUCACCAUCCACGGUAACCCCGCGUUUCCUCCUCGCCCCAGUCGCCCCUUCACCCUCCUGCUCAUGCAGUGGGGACAGUUCCUCGACCACGACUUCGCCCUCGUUCCGCUGCCCACCGAGGGCGGUGUGACCAUCACAUGCUGUGACAAUGUUACGAAUGGGUUCUUGCCGAACCCUCCAGAGGAAUGUUUCCCCAUCCUCAUCACCGACAGCGCUUUGCGAGGACCAUGCAGACAGUUUGUACGAUCCGUGGCAGCAAAACCUCAGUUUCCUGGCGAAAAGAGAGAGCAGAUCAACCAACCAACAUCGUUCAUUGAUGGGUCCAUGGUGUACGGCAGUGAUGAGGAACGAUUGAGAGAACUGAGAGAGGGUCCAGAUGGAACUGGUUACCUGCUGAGGUUUGAACCUUCACCCUUUGGAGAGCUGCUACCGUCCACGACCGCUCGUAUAUGUAACCAGCCGUUGUGCUUUCUAGCGGGUGACGAGCGGCCGAACGAACAACCCUCCCUGGCCACCAUCCACACACUCUUCCUGCGCCUCCACAACCGCAUCGCACGCGCCAUCAAGGCGGAGAAGCCGGGCCUCAGCAACAGCACCAUCUUCGACAACGCCCGACGUCUGGUAGGGGGCGUCAUCCAGAACAUCAUGUUCGCGGAGUGGCUGCCCAUCAUCCUCGGCCCCUCAUCCAUGGCUCGUCAUCGCCUCAUCGUCACUGGCCGCUCGGUCUAUAACCAGUCCGUCGACGCCACGCUUUUCAACGCUUUCUCCUCGGCGGCUUUUAGACUCGGACACAGCCUAAUUCCUGAUGAACUUCCAGCAUUCUCCUCUAACCUCGCUGGACGCAGCCUGCUUCUGCGCGAGCAUUUCAUGAACCCGACCGUGGUGAGAACCCGCAUCAAUGACCUGGCCAUGGGACUCUUUAACGCCCAGGACCCGGAUGAUCAGUCUCAGCCGUUUGACUCUGUCAUCACGGGAGAGGUGAUCAACCACCUGUUCGAAGUCAACGGCGUCCGUGGGACGGGAUACGACCUGAUGUCAUUCAACAUCCAGCGAUCACGUGACCACGGCGUGCCGCCGUACAACAGGUACAGGGAGUUCUGUGGACUCCGGUCAUCAGGGAUUUCCAACAUCUGGGUGUGGCUUUGAAUCUUGCCUCUCCUCUACUGCAAGCUGUGCAGAGUGUUUACGAAAAUGUGAACGACAUUGAACUGAUAGUUGGAGGUUUUCUGGAGCCUCCUUUUGGCGGAGGGUUAAUAGGUGCGACACUCAACUGUCUGGUCAGCGAGCAGAUGCGUAGGUUGAAAUUUGGUGACCGUUUCUUCUUCACACAUUUGCCCGGUCGGACAAUCACAAACCCCUUCACAAACGAGCAACUGUCAGAACUGCGAAAAGUUACAGCAGCGGUGGUGAUGUGUCAGACCAUCCCAGGGCUCAGCUCCAUUCAGGCCGACGCCUUCAGGCCGGUCUCUCGGACAAAUCCACUCAGGCUCUGUCAGCAGCUAAACAGGAAUUUCAUCAAUGUUGACACAUUUCUUGAUUAACCAAUUCAUAUUCGAGAAAAUUCUUUGUUUUUGGACGUUGAACAUUACCAAAAGCUAAUUACGGUAUUUAUGGAUGGACAAAAUAAAAAAACCUCUUUAUGAAAA
Pomacea canaliculata is the source of this 2068-nucleotide messenger RNA. Its product is annotated as myeloperoxidase-like. NCBI's taxonomy places the organism in Eukaryota, Metazoa, Mollusca, Gastropoda, Architaenioglossa, Ampullariidae. Gene Ontology annotation, molecular function: heme binding; peroxidase activity. Gene Ontology annotation, biological process: response to oxidative stress. The record is from RefSeq and is a predicted model, not a curated record.